ACAACCUCUGGUCAAAAACUCAAAAUUGUUCAUCUUUCUUUUUCUGGCGAAAUCUCCAACAUUUUACUCAGGCUCUGAUGAUGAAUUCAGAAGAAUCAAAGUGGGAUGGGACAAUUUCACCAGAUGAAUUUCAUAAAGGAGCUCUUGCUUUUGCUGAGAAAUGGAAGAAAGUUUGCCUUGUUCAUAAUCAUGUUCUUCCUAAUUGGUCUUGGGUUUCUUGUCUAAACCCACCUUUCCUCAAUUCCCACGAAGUAGAUGGAUAUUUAUCACUGGAGAAGAUGUGCAUUAUGAGGUCUGAUAAGAUAGAUGAUGAAAAAGUUGGUUAUGCUGUGGAAGAAAUGCCUAACUGCUUAGAGAGCGAGGAUUGUAAUGAUCCUGCAAGGCUGGUUCAGGAGGCUUCCCAGGAAGAGCAUUAUUAUGACUUCCAUAUAGUAUACAGCAGUUCCUACAGGAUUCCGGUGUUAUAUUUCCGCGGUUAUAAUUCAGAUGGACAAACACUAAUGUUGGAUCAAAUUGAAAGAGAUCUUCCUUCCAGAUCUGUUGAGGUGCUUACUGAAUCAAAGUGGACAUUUAUAACUCAACAGGAGCAUCCCUAUUUGAAUAGACUGUGGUACACACUACAUCCAUGUGGAACUAAUGAAUUGAUGAAGCUACUCCUGAGUAAUACUUCACUGUCUGAAGAUAAAGUUGGGACAGAAUGUUACAUCAUAUCAUGGCUAUCAGUUGUUAGCCAGGUUGUUGGCCUUAGGAUGCCCCUUCAGAUGGCAGCUGUACAUCACGAAUAAUUCUUCUCACUCUCAGGAGAAAUUGGGCAGUUGUUGAGGUGGUGAGAGUGUGAUUUGAUUUUUGGUGCAAUGCUUCAUGUAUGUUUUUUCCAACAUGCUCCGUACUGUCCAUAAUGGCUUCCGUAGAAACUUGCUAGUGUUGGAUGGUCAUUCGCGCAGGCUUAAUUUUUUGUUGUUUGGCUGUAAAUAAUCAUACAAGAACUAGCUGGAGAAGGCCUAGCUUCUGUUGCCUCUUCCCACCCGUUGUAGAGAGCUUUGGGUGUUUUUUUAAAGCACCUAAAUGGAAUAUCAACAUUGUUCAGUGCAAAACAUCACAUUGGUUUUGCUAAGUAAUUUGGUUGCUCAUAUAUUGCAGAACAAUAUUUGUAGACCAACUCAUUGCUCAAAGGUAUCUUGGCCUUCUUUGGUUUGUUCA
Molecule: messenger RNA, 1200 nt
Organism: Chenopodium quinoa (quinoa)
Lineage: Eukaryota; Viridiplantae; Streptophyta; Magnoliopsida; Caryophyllales; Amaranthaceae
Product: ubiquitin-like-conjugating enzyme ATG10
Exons: 7
Coding region: 78-785 (235 amino acids)
Biological process (GO): protein modification by small protein conjugation; macroautophagy; protein lipidation
Cellular component (GO): intracellular anatomical structure
Molecular function (GO): Atg12 transferase activity
Source: RefSeq, a predicted model, not a curated record